AUAUAUGAAUGUACAGUGUAGACACUAAGUAGAUUAUAUUUUUCUGGCUUGUUUUUCAAUGCACUGCUGUCUUUUGGGAGGGAAUCUGUCAUGUCAACUAUAAUGACAGGGAAGGAGUGACUUUGUCUCACAAGAAAAAGUAUAGCGGGUAUUUGAAUGGAAACAGGUCUUCUUCUCUUGUGUGCCAGAUGCAGAAAUGUCUUGAACUUAAUGUGCAGCAUCUCAGGGUGACAUGUGGGAAUUCCCCAUGCAGUGUCACGCUGUGGUCUCCUCUGAAGCCUGGAGAUGACGGUAGCAGUUGAUAUUGUGUGUGUGAGAGGCUUGGGUGGGUCACGGCUCUCAACACCCACAGCCCUCCUAGGAGGGGGGACAUGAUCUGCGCUUCCAAUGCAGAUCACUUAUGGUGGAGCCGCCCGAUGCAGGCUUCUCACCAGAGCUGAGGGGUCUGUCUGUACUCAGGACCUACUGUGUACUUUUCAGAGCCAGACUGCUAUUUUUUAGGCAGAACCAUUAACUUCCUGAAAUUGUGGGGAAGUGGAAAAGAAGGAGCAAGUACCUGCAAGAGAAAAAAACUCCUGUGUAGCACAGACUGGUGGAACAGUUUCCACUAGUGUGUGAGUUAGAGAAUGGGGGGGGGGGAAUGUUUGAAUGGCUGAUUCCAGAGUCAGUGGAAACAUCACAUUACCUGCACCACAGCCGACUUCCUGUGUGAUUCUGAUGCCUGCAGUUCUUUCCUCCCAGCAGGCUCCAGCUAUGGACGUGUGUCUCAGCUCUGCGCAGCAGUCCCUGUGCCUGGGAGAGGCACCGAACUCCCCAGGUGGCUGGUUGGAGGAAGAGGAGGGGGCUCUCCAGGAAGAUGGCACCGGGGGACCCCCAGGAGACGCUCACAACAUAGAAUCGUCUCUUCGUAGCCUCCAGAAAUUCGUUCCGACAGAUUAUGCCAGCUACACUCAGGAGCAUUACCAGUUCGCCGGCAAGAAGAUCGUCAUCCAAGAGUCGAUAGAGAGCUACGGAGCGGUGGUGUGGCCAGCGGCUACAGCUUUGUGCCAGUAUUUGGAAGAACAUCAAGAGGAGUUGAAUCUCCAAGAUGCCAAAAUACUGGAAAUCGGUGCUGGACCAGGCCUUGUUUCCAUCGUGGCCAGUAUUCUAGGAGCUCAAGUCACAGCAACGGAUUUACCUGAUGUCCUGGGAAACCUUCAGUACAAUCUCUUAAAAAAUACCCUGAAAUGCACAGCACAUCUGCCUGAAGUGAAAGAACUGGUGUGGGGGCAAGACCUGGAGCAGAACUUCCCCAGGGCAGCCCAGCAUUACGACUAUGUCUUGGCCUCUGACGUGGUGUACCACCAUUACUUCCUGGACAAGCUGCUCCUCACCAUGGUGCACCUUUCCCAGCAGGGGACCGUGGUACUUUGGGCAAACAAGUUCAGGUUCAGCACAGAUUAUGAAUUCUUAGAUAAAUUCAAGCAGGUUUUUGAUACGACUCUCUUAGCUGAAUAUCCAGAGUCAACAGUCAAACUUUUUAAGGGGACGUUAAAAUGGGACUAAAUAAAACAACUUGUCUUUCAAAAUGUGUCUCUUUUGAAUCAUGUUAGAAGUGGCACAGGCAAUCGGACUCACAACUCAUGAACUUACAAGAUGUAACUUAAUACUAAAGCAACUUUAAAUAUAUUUCAGAUUAUUUGAAUAAUAAAAUAUCUACAGAGAAAAACAUAACAUGGAAGUAAUUUUGUUGACUUGCAAGAGUCUCAGUUUGUGUUCAAUGAGUCUGACAUGAGUAAGUUAAUGAACAAAGGGGUUUCUCCCUUAUUUCUGCUGUUGAGCUCAGGUUUUGCACUUGUCAAUAUACUUUUUCAUAUGCUUUUUGACACUGAGCUUGAAAAGGUCAUUAUAACAGUUUGAAGAAACUACUUAUACAGAUUUUAACUGUAGCAAAG
Molecule: messenger RNA, 1934 nt
Organism: Urocitellus parryii (Arctic ground squirrel)
Lineage: Eukaryota; Metazoa; Chordata; Mammalia; Rodentia; Sciuridae
Gene: Mettl21c
Product: methyltransferase 21C, AARS1 lysine
Source: RefSeq, a predicted model, not a curated record